AUGAGAAAAUUGGAAUUCGAUGCUGUCUGUACUAGCGGAAAUCAAAGAAACGGCCAAAAUUUAUUCAAAAUCAGUCAAAUCCAAAAUUCACGUCUUCACCAAAAAUUAAUAUCUGAGGCGAAAAAUACAGAAUAUGAUGGAUAUGGAAGUGUUGAAGAUAAAUGGAAUAAUAAAAAUAAUGAAUGGAGUGAAGAAAGGCAAUGGGGAGAUGAAGAAAAUGAGAGGGAUAUAGAGGAGGAUAAUGAUGGUUUUAAUGGAAGGAAUGGGAAAAAUGUAGAUGAUGAUUUUAGGAGGAGGAAUAGACCGAGUAGAGAUAUAGAUCUAAAAAUAAAGGCAGAGAGAGGCGAUAUAUUGGAAGCUCGAGUUGAUGCCAUAAUAAAUCCAACAAGGCCAUCUCUCUCCGUUGGUAGGUUAAAUAAAUUAAACCUUCUUUCUUAUCAAAAAAUUUCUUUCUCAUCAGAACCCUUAAAUGGAGACGAAGCAAUCCCGAAAGUUUUGCGUGCAAAAUCGCUCUUUGAUGUUGUCGACGUAAAAGAUAAGGAUAGUUUGGAUAAAAAGAGAUUGCUCAGAGCUUUGACUAAAUUGGCAAACAUGGUUGAGCCAGCAAAUAAUUUGAGGCAAAAAGAACGUGCGACACACGCCAAAAGAAAGAUACAGCAAUGGCAACAAAUGGUAAAUGAUGAUCAAAAAUGGGGAGAAUUAUUGGAAGAAGCAGAAAAUCUCCCAAUGGAUGGAUAUAAUAGAGGAUUAGAAUCAAGUGUUAGUGAAAGAAUUGUUCGAAAUGCGGGCCCAGUUCUAGCUAAAAAAUUGGAGCAAAUAGCAAAAGAAAAGGGAGGGUUGCCGGUUGGGGAUGCUUUUGCUACUGAAAGUUUUCAAAUUGGACGCUAUUAUUUUGCUAAAAGUAAUUAA
Meloidogyne enterolobii is the source of this 909-nucleotide messenger RNA. The record is from the annotation of a GenBank genome assembly. Lineage: Eukaryota; Metazoa; Nematoda; Chromadorea; Rhabditida; Meloidogynidae.